This is a messenger RNA of Exaiptasia diaphana, 1130 nucleotides long. RefSeq names its product coiled-coil domain-containing protein 42 homolog. Lineage: Eukaryota; Metazoa; Cnidaria; Anthozoa; Actiniaria; Aiptasiidae. The transcript has 12 exons. Bases 103 to 1026 code for a protein of 307 amino acids. The record is from RefSeq and is a predicted model, not a curated record.
AAGCGGCCAUAUUGUUUAGUGUUCUGUAAAGAUUGAACGAAGUCAAAUCAUUUCAAAAAUACCAGAUUUUCUAUAGCUUAGAAUCAUAGAUAUUUUAUAAAAAUGACUGUUAACUUAGAGGAAUAUUUUAGAACCACAUUUGAGGAUAAACUCCUUGUGAAAAUGCCAGAGCGUGAAGAUGAUCAUCUCACGCCGGCGACAAGACUGCUUGAAAAGAGAAGAGAGAUGUCUGAAGUUGAACAAGCUUUGGCAGCACAAAAAGAGGAAUUUCAAAUGAAGAUGGAAAGUUUACAACAAAGAAGAGAAGAACUGGAAAGAAAGGAAUAUCAGCUAAAGGAAUCACUGUUGAAAUUUGACAAAUUCUUGAAGGAAAAUGAUUCAAAAAGGGCCAGRGCACUGAAAAAAGCUGCAGAAGAAAGAGAGAUGAGAAGAGCAAAAGACAGAGAAAUUGCAAGGCUAAAAGAAGAUACCACUUGUCUGGCAAAAGAUAGGGAUAAAAUUCAAACAAAACUGGAAAAAUUCUUCAUAUAUCAACAGUACUUGGAAAAGGUCUUAGAAUGUGCCGAGGAGUUUCAGGAAAUAAGAGAAAUCAUUGCAAGAUAUGAUACACUUACAGCAACACAUCAGGAUUUACUGGAGAGAGAAACAAAAAACCAGGAAAAGUAUGAAAAAGAAAAAGGGAGGCUCGUAAAAUUUACAGAGGAGAAAAAUAAUGAAAUCCUUAGUUACAAUAAUCAGUUGGCAAAUCUACAGACACAACUGGAAAAAGCACAAAGUCUAGCAGUAAAAUGGGAAUCACAGUGGACACACAUCAAGAAUACAGCUGCCAAGAAAACUCUACUUUUGGGUAGAAUUAAAAUGGCAACACAUAACCUGUUCAUGCUUGUGAAUCGACACCUUGGUCAGACAGGCGCCAUAGAACAGACAGAAAAACAACUAGAAAAGAUUCAAGUCUUUAUUCAAGACCUUACACAAAUUACAACUGAGAUUAAGAGAGCUGAAAGCACUACAUUUGCAUCACAAUAAACCAUGCAAUAUAAAUAAAAUGCUUGUAACAUGUAAAAUGUAAAUAAUGGUUCAAUUUGAAUGUAAAUAAAGUAAUAGAAAGGAAUAAAGAGGUCAAAAUGUUU